GCGAGAAACCCCAGUGAGGCGGUGUCCACACCGGGGCUUGGGGGCGGAGUCUCUGGGGGCGGGGCGAGCUCGGCUCCUCCCGCAGGCUCCGCUCCAGGCCCUAGUUUAAAAGGCUGGAAGGCGGGCUUCGCGAACUAGUAUCCUGAGAGUGCCAAGGAGCCGGGUUGGCACAGCCAUGACCCGGCAGGCAGGGGGCUCUUGGCUGCUCCGCGGUCUCCUGCUCUUCGCGUUGUUCGCUGCCGGCGUCGCAGCCUUCAGCUGGGAUCUCCCGGAGCCCCGCAGCCGAGCCAGCAAGAUUCGAGUGCACCCUCGGGGCAACCUCUGGGCGACCGGUCACUUCAUGGGCAAGAAGAGCCUGGAGCCCCCGAGCCUGUCACUGGUGGGGACGGCACCCCCCAACACCCAGAGGGACCAGAGACUGCAGCUGAGUCACGAAGUGCUCAGGAUCCUCCUGCUAAAGAAAGCUCUAGGCAUGAACCUCAGUGGCCCGGCCCCCCCACUCCAGCACAGGAGCCUGCUGGAGCCAAUACUGCAGAAGUGAUGCCAACAAUGAAACAACCGCAACACUCGGCUUAGAAUGUGUCCAUCCAGGGAAGCUGCUGGACGGAAUCCUUGCAGUGGCCCCGUCUGGAUAUAAACCCUAAACUCAAACGUGUUACUGUGAUUUCUGGUUGGGUGGCCAGGAAUGUUGACGAUGCAGACACGAAGUCUUUCCUACCCUAUUUCUUGCUUCCCUGGUGAAGUCGUGAAUAAAAAUCCUGCUCUUGAC
Molecule: messenger RNA, 769 nt
Organism: Psammomys obesus (fat sand rat)
Lineage: Eukaryota; Metazoa; Chordata; Mammalia; Rodentia; Muridae
Gene: Nmb
Product: neuromedin B
Exons: 3
Coding region: 176-541 (121 amino acids)
Biological process (GO): positive regulation of hormone secretion; neuropeptide signaling pathway
Cellular component (GO): neuron projection
Molecular function (GO): neuropeptide hormone activity; neuromedin B receptor binding
Source: RefSeq, a predicted model, not a curated record